Saccostrea cuccullata (small rock oyster) is the source of this 533-nucleotide messenger RNA. RefSeq lists its product as uncharacterized. The record is from RefSeq and is a predicted model, not a curated record. The transcript is spliced from 2 exons. Lineage: Eukaryota; Metazoa; Mollusca; Bivalvia; Ostreida; Ostreidae. The annotation marks the transcript as partial.
CCUGUCCUCAAGGAUACUUUGGACCUAAAUGUGAGCACGCAUGUCCCUAUCCAACAUACGGGUAUAGAUGCCUAGGAGGUAGGUGCAUUUGUCCCAAGGAAAAGUGUAACAACACUCAUGGAUGUUUAUCAGAAGAAUCCACAACCUUUGGCUCGAAUCAAGAGCACAGCACUUCCAUGUUUGACAAAACAAGACAGGUGAAGUCAGAGCCCUCAAGGAAAAACAAAUCUAAGGAAUGGUCGGAUAUGAUCGUCAUCAUCGCCUUGUCUUCUGUUUCCACUGUUGCCGUCUCAAUGAUCGUCAUGGUUGUCCUGGUGUUCCGACGAGGACAAAAGAAAGCAAACCAGACAAACCCGAAUAGAAUGUCGUACAUAUCAAAUAAUGGGCGAGUCACAUCUUACUACGAAAUAGAUGACAGAAAUCUUGUUCCUAAUAGAUUUAGUAAUCAAGAAAGUAAUGCUGGGGAAUACGUAGGUCUGGACGAGAAAAAGAUCGAAAAAAGCAAGUACACAGCGUUGCCUCAAAGGAAAUAA